AUGGCGGGCCACGCGAUGGCAUCGAUCGCAGGGUGCCGCGUUAGGUCGCCGUGCGCAGCGGCUGCGCGCCGGCGCGCGACGGGGCGGGUGAUGGCAGCAGCCGAGGGGCUCCCGAAGGUGGAGAUGUGGAUGCCCAACAAGGAGCUCCAGCGGGUGGACAAGCGGGUCGUCAGCAUGCAGGACGUGAUGAUGAACUCUGGCGCGCCCGGAGCAGCUGUGGCGAGCGGCGGCGACCAGCACAAGCCCAAGACCCCCCCCCCGGACCUGCCCUCGCUGCUCCUCGACUCCCGGAUCGUGUACCUCGGCAUGCCGCUCGUCCCGGCCGUCACGGAGCUCAUCGUGAGCGAGCUGCUCUACCUCCAGUACAAGGACGCGACCAAGCCGCUCUACAUGUACAUCAACUCCACCGGCUGCACCCGCGCCGACGGCGAGACGGUGGGCUUCGAGACCGAGGGCACCGCGAUCUUCGACACGAUGAGCUACGUCAAGUGCGAGGUCCAGACCGUCGGCGUCGGCGUCGCGAUCGGCCAGGCGUGCAUGCUGCUCUCCGCGGGCGCCAAGGGCAAGCGGUACAUGCUCCCGCACGCCACCGCGAUGCUCCACCAGCCGCGCGUGCCGCCGACGGGGCAGCGCCAGGCCGUCGAGGUCGAGAUCAAGUGGCGCGAGGUCCUCGCGCAGAAGCAGUCGCUCCUGAAGAUCCUGUCUAAGACGACGGGCCACUCGCCCGAGAAGCUCGACAAGGACAUGCAGCGGCCGCUCUACAUGCAGCCCAAGGACGCGCUCAACUACGGAAUCAUCGACGGCAUCGUGGAGUCCCAGGGCGACGCGGAUCUGAUCGAUCAGGUCAAGUCGGCGGACCAGUGGGACAAGGACGCGGGUCUCGUCAAGCAGACGCGGCCAGCGUAG
Molecule: messenger RNA, 906 nt
Organism: Pedinophyceae sp. YPF-701
Lineage: Eukaryota; Viridiplantae; Chlorophyta; Pedinophyceae
Source: the annotation of a GenBank genome assembly